AUGACGGUCCCAAAUAUAAAGCUGAACAACGGCCACUCCAUGCCACAGGUUGGCUUUGGUCUGUGGAAGGUUGCCAACGAGACUUGCGCCGACACCGUCUACAACGCCAUCAAAGUCGGCUACAGACUGUUAGAUGGAGCUUGUGAUUAUGGGAAUGAGAAGGAGGCAGGCGAAGGCGUUGCCCGAGCAAUUAAGGACGGUUUGGUCAAGCGUGAAGAGCUCUUCAUAGUCAGCAAGCUGUGGAACUCCUUCCAUGACGCCGACCAAGUAGAGCCAAUCUGCAGAAAGCAGUUGGCAGACUGGGGCGUCGACUACUUUGAUCUCUACGUCAUUCACUUCCCCAUCGCCCUCAAAUAUGUCGAUCCUGCGGUCAGAUAUCCUCCCGGAUGGAACUACUCAGAGGAAGAGGGUGUUCAACUCAGUAAUGCCUCUAUCGAGUCAACUUGGCAUGCAAUGGAGGAUUUGGUCGGGAAAGGAUUGACCAAGACGAUUGGUAUCUCCAACAUGCAAGGGUCCCUAAUUUUGGAUAUGCUCCGAUAUGCCAAGAUCAGACCUGCCACCCUUCAGAUUGAGCACCACCCUUACCUCGUCCAACCAACACUUCUGCAGCUCGCAAAGAGUGAAGGCAUUGCAGUCACCGCUUAUUCAUCUUUUGGCCCACAAUCAUUCAUUGAGCUUGAGUGGCAGAAGGCGAAGGACACACCGGUCCUCUUUGAGCACCCUGUUGUUACGAAGAUCGCAGAGAAGCACAACAGAACCCCUGCGCAAACUCUGUUGAGAUGGUCAACCCAGCGUGGCUUGGGUGUUAUCCCUAAGAGCAACAACCCUGACCGCCUGAAGCAGAAUUUGGAGGUCACAGAUUUCGAUUUAGAGCAAUCCGAGAUAGAUGCUAUCACUGGUCUAGACCGCGGUCUUAGAUUCAACAACCCUACCGAUUACCUCGGAACAUUGCACAUAUUUGCGUAA
This is a messenger RNA of Venustampulla echinocandica, 966 nucleotides long. RefSeq names its product putative D-xylose reductase. Lineage: Eukaryota; Fungi; Ascomycota; Leotiomycetes; Helotiales; Pleuroascaceae. The transcript is spliced from 3 exons. Bases 1 to 966 code for a protein of 321 amino acids. Gene Ontology annotation, cellular component: cytosol. Gene Ontology annotation, biological process: D-xylose catabolic process. Gene Ontology annotation, molecular function: D-xylose reductase (NADPH) activity. The record is from RefSeq and is a predicted model, not a curated record.